Megalops cyprinoides (Indo-Pacific tarpon) is the source of this 3248-nucleotide messenger RNA. It is a transcript of the gene stx17, whose product is annotated as syntaxin 17. Gene Ontology annotation, molecular function: SNAP receptor activity; SNARE binding. The coding region runs from base 291 to 1196 and encodes 301 amino acids. The record is from RefSeq and is a predicted model, not a curated record. Gene Ontology annotation, biological process: exocytosis; intracellular protein transport; vesicle fusion. The transcript is spliced from 8 exons. Gene Ontology annotation, cellular component: endomembrane system; plasma membrane; autophagosome membrane. NCBI's taxonomy places the organism in Eukaryota, Metazoa, Chordata, Actinopteri, Elopiformes, Megalopidae.
UAGGAACACAAGGAAGAUACUGUCAGCCUUGUUUACCAACAGAAAGUUGCAGCUGGUCAGCUGCUGUUUUUCUGAGUUCGCAAGAAAAAGAAACAAAAAGUGACCCGUUUAUCUGUCUGGCUGGCUAUCUGCCAUUCCUUUUUCUGUAACGGCAGCAGUGGAGGCUGAGCGUAGCCCUGACGUGAGCGUGCGGGGGUGCAGUCCAUGCCCUGGGGCCUGAAUGCAAGGGCACGGAGCUGCGUGACCCGGGCGGCAAACCUAGGGGUGAGCCGGGUGGGCGGGGCGGAGGCAUGGCGGACGAGGCCGCGAAGCUGCCCCUGCGGCGUCUGGAGCCGCCCAUCAACAAGUUCAUCAAGGUGGCCAUUCCCACCGACCUGGAGAGGCUGCAGAAGCACCAGAUCAACAUCGAGAAGUUCCAGCGCUGCCGGCAGUGGGACCGGCUGCACCAGGAGCACAUCAACGCCAGCCGCACCGUGCAGCAACUGCGGGCGAACAUACGGGAGAUGGAGAAGCUGUGCGGGCGUGUGCGAAGCGAGGACGCAGCAGCCCUGGAGAAGCUGGUGCGGCCCACCAAAGAGCGCGCCUCCACCGCCGCCCACGACUUCCUGAGGCUGCACUCUGAGUCGGCCGCGCGGCUAGGGCCCCCGCCUCCCGCCGCCGAGGGCCCCCCCGCGGGCCCCGCCCUCUCCCGCUCCAUCUCCACGCCAGACGAUGUUGCGGGCGGUGAGGAGGGCGAGGGUUAUCACCUCGCUCAGACCCAGCUCCCUCUGCCCGAAAUCCCGCAUGACCAGAAUGCCGCAGAGUCCUGGGAGACCCUGGAGGAGGACCUGCUGGAACUGAACGGCCUGGUAAACGAGUUCUCGGAGCUGGUCCAUUCCCAACAGGCCAAGAUUGACAGCAUCGAGGACAACGUCAGCGCGGCGGCGGCCAACGUGGAGGAAGGAUCGCGGAGCCUGGGGAAGGCGGUGAAGUACAAGAUGGCAGUGCUGCCGGUGGCGGGGGCAGUGCUGGGCGGGGUGGUGGGCGGGCCCCUGGGGCUGCUGGCGGGGUUCAAGGUGGCGGGGGUGGUGGCGGCGGUGAGCGGGGGGCUGCUGGGAUACGCCGGCGGGAACGCCAUCCAGAAGAACCGGCGCGCCAGAGUGGACCUGCAGCUCCAGCAGCUCUCCGGCAGUGACCCUGAGCCCCCCCAACAGUGAACCCCGCUCCCCCUCCCACCCCCACCCCCUCCGAGAGUCGACCCAAAUCCUGACAACCAGCCGCCAGGGGAAGCCACGCCCCCGUCGCUUCCCCUAACAACCAAACAACAACUGAACUUCUCGAUUACCUCACAAGAGGAUGCAAUCCACUCCCUCGGCUGCUUUUGUGCGAGCUGGUAGAGUUUAUCUGGAUCGCCCUAAACGCCCAACGAGGCCGGGUUUGGGUCUGAGAAGGGUCUGAGAAUACAUUUCCUCAGUCUGGCCACUGUGCAGUGCGCUGGUUAGCCUACGGUCUCCAACUGUAGGGGACAGUAUAGACUUGAAGUUGCACGUGAGGCGUGAAUGCUGUAGCUGUGUUAGUUGAAAUGUUGGUGGCGACGGUGAAAAUGUACAGUAAUAUAUCAAAUCUUAGCCAAUAGACACUACUUAUGAAUGUGACGGUGACGGGGUGAAGGUACUUCAGAGAAAGGAGCUGUGAACACUGCUCUUCUUCAUUGUGUUGACCUGUGAUUCAUAAAUUCCUCUGAAUGACAAUCUGCUGACUUGCCUCUGCUGUAAUGGCAAAAAAAAGCACACAGGCUUGUUCUGUGAGGAAGUGAAGCCCAGGGAAAGUGCAGGGAUGUGAUGUGAGCUCAGAGGGACCAAUUGUUCAUUUCCCCUGUUAUUCAUUUUCAAGUGUUAAAAACGUUUCAGAUUUCAAACACUUACAUGUAUACAGAAUACGUACAGUUUUACAGUACAUAGUGCUGUUCAAAAGUUCAAACUUUUACUUCUUGCAGGAAAAAGUAAUGCCAGCCUGCAGUGACAUAUAUAGGUUAAAUGGAAAAUGAGGUAGUCUGUUGAUAGUGUUCUCAGUUAGACCUUGGGUGUCUGUUAGCAAGAUGAAGAAAAACAAGAGAUUGUGACAGUUGUUCCACCAUGUCUCUGGGCUCACAUGUCCUCAUAAAGACCAUACACACACCCACUCCUCCGCUGGGUUUCAGAGCACCUCACCAACAAGCUAGCUGAUCCCAGACCUGCCACUUUCUUCCCCUUGUUUUAAACUCGUUCCUUUCAACACGGUUUAUCACACAGUUGGAAGCUACAUUGAAGGCAAAGCAUAAAUGUUGGCAGGGCGAAGCUACCAUCUUUCUUCCGGCUGAUCUCUCUGGGCCAUUUGUGUAAUAAGCUAAAUUUGGGCGUGCUCGGGUCUUUGCUGAGGAGGGGUGGAGCAGCGGCCGCUGACACUGGAAUCCGGGGGCGGCCACAGACUGCCACAGACGUCAGAUUUCUGAAACUGGGGACAGAAGAGGUCUCACCAUAACAUUUAGUCUGGAGCGGAGAAUCGUCUCAGACAUCGAUAGCAGCCGCUUUUUAUAUUUUGCUCAGUUUAGCCGACUCGCAAAAUCCAUUCCCGCAUUGAUUCUGACUCGCACCAAAGCUUUAACUAUGGAAGAGAAGAAAAAAAAUGUUUUCUUUUUUUUUUUUGUUCUUUUGUUUACUGUGAAAAUCACGUUGCCUUGUUUACUUCUACCUGACUUCUAUUCUCUUAUUUUCACUUCACAUUUCUGCCAGAACUUCUGUGCUCUGGCACGAGUCUACUGUUUGAGGUUUGCAGCACCUUCAGAAAACUGUCCUGUCUGUUCACGCUGCCUCAGAUGUGGUGGGGAGCAUGACUUAGUUGCAUGACUACAACGAAUGGAUAUGUAAUAUUAGAAACGGUCUGCCAAAAUCAAGCUGGUCAGAAUCGGCCAAUCAAAGCUGGUCUCAGCAGUGAGAAACUCCAGGGCUUGUUGGGGUCAUGUGGUUAGCACUUCAUGCUUCCAGGCAGCCAUGGAAGUGCUGUUUCUGUGCCAAGCCAUACCAGUUUGUGUGGCGGGAAGCUACCGGUGAUCAAAAGUGUACUUCACUGUUCCUAUAGGGGCCACUGGAGAGCCAGGUUUCAUAGUAAUUGUUGUAUUACAGUGAUAUUUCUGUUAUUGAAUGUUAUUCCCUCACACUGAACCUGACUGCCCUUCAGUGGAAAAAAAAUACCAUUUUGUGCUUUAUUGCUUGUUUUACUCUUAUUUUUAA